CCUGUUUUACGGUGGAUCCUGUUUUAGGUGCAUAGACUCUAUGUCUAUAUAUACUGUCUAUGGUUCUGUGUCAACAUAGACGAUCUUUGGCUGCAACAAAACUUGUCGCACGUUUAAAACGUCACUCCAGAUCAGCUAAUAACGUACACAAUGUAACAUGUAAAUAUUUGUGAGUGUGGUGUAUUUUUGUGGCGUUUGUUUUAAAAUUAAUUUAUUUUCCAAUAAACACGAUUAAGUAUCUCAGUGUAAAAGGAAAUGAACAUUUUUGGCCUAAAGGAAAAUAGUGUCGCACAAAUUGACGUGUUAACCAAGCGCCAAACCUAAAAUGUCACUAAACGGUCUUUGAGUUUGCACACUUUUACAAUGCGAAACAAACUCAAACGGAGCAAAGCCGUGAAGGAUACAGGAAGCCAAAGCAAAGCGCAAACCAGCGAGGUGAUAAUUUUAUCCGACUCCAGCUGCUCUGAUGGUGAAACAUCACGGACUGUGGGAGGCAAACAUUUCUCAAAUACUGCUGCAGGCUUUUCUGAACGACAAUUUAAACAACUGCAGGAGGAGAACAAUGCAUUAUCCGCAAAAGACACUAAAAUUGCACCAAUUUUCUUACGAACUAGACAGCAGAGUAAGAGCAAAAGGAGCAGCGACGGAGAGAAGACGCAGAAAUCAGUGCUGCCUCCUCAGAGUGAUGAUCUCCAAGUCUCUCACCUGACAGGUAAAGACGACUCUGUUCUGCCCAGCUGCAGAAGAGGACAGCUGUUACCUUCAGCUCUGCACAGCUGUCUGGAAGAAAUCCAAACGUCUAAUCCAGCAUUUCCAGUCCAAGCAGUGUUCAGGACUCUACAGAAGAAAGCAAGUGAGGGGCUGCAGGAGUGUGAAUCCACAGCAGGAUGCUCCUCACAUCCAGGCUCCUUACUAAGUUUUGAGAAAGAGAAGAGGAGACGGGAAAAUGAAAUCUCUGAGAGGACCCCCAAACGUCUGAGGUCUAAUUUCGCUGCAGAGGAUGCUGCUGGUAUCAGUCGCUACCAUCUGUCAGUGCAGGAAGUCCAGGGAAGUAGAGUCCCUGCUGUACAGAAGCAGCCCAGGAGCAGCAGACUGAGUCGCACUCACAAACUGAAGCAGCAAACUGGGAGAACUGAAGCAAACCUGGUGACCAGCUGUGAGCCGAUCUCUGGAUGGAGAAAUCGCACAGAAUCAGACACCCAGUCUCUCAAAAACUGUGAAACUCUCCAGGGAGAUUCCUGUUUUGAGAAUGUGCUCUGGACAGAUAAGUACAGUCCUCAGGAUUCGAGUGAAGUUAUUGGUAAUUCUGCCUCAGUGAAGAGACUAAACAGCUGGUUGAAGAAAUGGAAACUAAGAGCUGACCGUGAUGAGAGCAGAAAAGUGGAGGAAAGGAGACGAGAAGAAAACAGUAAUGACUCGUGGGAUUGUGGAGACUUCCAGGGUGAGGCCGGGUCAGAGGAGCCAUUGUGUAACACAAUGCUGAUCACAGGACCCUCAGGUGUGGGAAAGACUGCCUCGGUGUACGCCUGUGCUCAGGAGCUCGGCUUCAAGGUAUUUGAGGUGAACUGCUCCUCACAGCGCAGCGGCCGCCAUGUUCUGUCCCAGCUGCAGGAGGCUACCCAGUCCCACCUAGUGGAGAUGUCAGGGACAGACUCUCUGAAACCAGCUUACUUCAACAACUACUGCACCAACAGCUCCACUAACAAACCUGAGACUUUACCAGGAAAAUCAGCUCUUCAUAGAAAUCUGACUUCGACUCGAAAAAAGAAGGCAGCACGAAUUCUGGCCUCUUCUUGUCGCAAAGUAAAAGCCAAACCAGCCACAGUGACUUUGGUGCACUACUUUAAGAUGAAGACCAAAGCAGAUCGCUUACACUUUGAUGGCCUGUCGCCAUGUGAAAAAACAGACAGCAAGAAAUUGGAUGACUCAUCACCCGGCUGUGAUCAAACGGCACCACAGAACAAAAAGACAGCAACAUCGCUCAUUCUGUUUGAAGAGGUUGAUGUCAUAUUUGACGAUGACGUUGGUUUCCUUGCAGCCAUUAAAGCUUUCAUGACGACCACUAAAAGACCAGUCAUUCUGACCACCAAUGAUCCCACAUUUAAAGAGAGAUUUGACUGCAGCUUGGAGGAAAUCAUUUUUAAAACCCCAUCAGCAGUGAACGUCUGCAGUUACCUGCAGCUGGUGUGUUUGGUUGAGAAAGUGCGACUGGAUUUGGAUGACGUUCGCGGCCUCCUAAGACUCAGCCGUGGUGACGUCAGACGCUGCUUGUUGCAGCUGCAGUUCUGGGUGUACAGUGGUGGAAGACGGACGUGUCAGAGUGGAAGCUUCCCCAAAGGACCUCUCUGUAUACAGUACUCAAAUGCUACUGAAGAAGGAAACCGUUUAGACUCCCAGCUUCCUCCAUGCAAAACAGGCUGCUCUGCCAACAUGCUGGGUCUGCAUCCCGUAACCCCAAACUAUCUGGUGAACCUCCUAAAGGGUCCAUCCUGGUCUGAAGUGGACAUGAACAAACUCCUGAAUGUCCUCACUGAGAGCUGGAGAAGAGCUGUCCCUCUCCUGUAUUCCAACCUGGAGCUUCUUCUGUCCAUAGGAGCAAAGGGAACUUUAGUCCACAACAUGGACAAGGGGAUUCUUUCUGGGCUGCAGAAUGAGUCGCCACCCUCCAACAGCGAUCUUUACUUUCAGAAACAGAAUCAAAAUGUCAGGCCAAACGUGUCGGUGAGCAGCAGCAAACCUGUCAGGAACGUCUCCAGGCUGAGCAGAAGGAAAUGCAUCUCAUCAUCUUCCGAUCCGUCGUCCCACAAACCUCACAUAACAUCAUUAAAUGAAACUCCUCCAAGCUCGCCAAGUUCAAGUGACAAAACUGAACAAAAAGUGACAAGUGGCUGUUUAGAAGCGCUGACCGACUUCUUUGACCUCAUGUCGUACCUUGAUGCCACACUGCCGGCUGCCGAGAUGCUACUUUCAGGCUCCUGCACACCUGAAGCGUUUGUCUGGACAGGAGCAGAGUUGAAGGACGGUUUGUUGGAUGAGAUGAGCGAGGAGGAGGGCUGGAGUUGGAGUCAGGAGAGGUUGUUGGACAUUCGGGCAGCUGUUGAAGGUUUGGGGUGUCACAGGUACUGGUGGAGAGUGUCUGAGGUGUGGACGGGAGCUCAAAAAUACAGACAGAAACUGGAGGACAAAAAGUGGGGACGGCUGGUGGAGAGCCAGGCUUUAACUGCCUCAUCUCAAAGACAGAGUUUGAGUUUUGGUUUCCCAUCUCUGUGUGCAUCAAGCGUGUCCCAGAGGAGAUACAGACUGAGCAGGACGGUGCUCAGCUCGAAAUCCUUUAGCCUGCUGGGGAACAGACAGGCUGUCAGCGUCGACUACAUGCCAGCGCUUCGAUCCAUCUGUCGCUCUCAUAGAGCACAGCAACAACAAGGGGAGACAGUAAGGUGUCUAAACGACCUCAGCAGCACACACCUGGGCCUCUCCAACUCCACUAUGCAACUCCUGGCAGAAGAUUUCACUUCUCUGACUCACUUUACUCCCACCAGUAUUUAUUCAAAUUGAACAUUGCCAAGUGAAUUUAUUGCAGUUGAAAUGAGAAAUCAUGUUUAAUUUAAAUGUAAA
This is a messenger RNA of Acanthochromis polyacanthus (spiny chromis), 3615 nucleotides long. It is a transcript of the gene atad5b, whose product is annotated as ATPase family AAA domain containing 5b. The record is from RefSeq and is a predicted model, not a curated record. The coding region runs from base 364 to 3555 and encodes 1063 amino acids. The transcript has 14 exons. Gene Ontology annotation, cellular component: nucleus. NCBI's taxonomy places the organism in Eukaryota, Metazoa, Chordata, Actinopteri, Pomacentridae. Gene Ontology annotation, molecular function: DNA clamp unloader activity; DNA binding; ATP hydrolysis activity.